Messenger RNA from Erythranthe guttata (spotted monkey flower), 3478 nucleotides. NCBI's taxonomy places the organism in Eukaryota, Viridiplantae, Streptophyta, Magnoliopsida, Lamiales, Phrymaceae. The record is from RefSeq and is a predicted model, not a curated record.
CCAAUCUCUCUCUCUUUGAUGUAACAGAGGAAUUUAUUCAAACACCAUACGUGCAUAUCCUGAAUAUAUAUACAUUCACAGCGAAAGUCGAAAUUUGUACAAAUCGACGAUUGUAUAGUUGCCCUAACGUUUGCCGUUUUCAGAUCAGAUUUUUUUUUACUUGUUUUUCUUAGUGGGAAAAAAAAAAUCGUGUUCGCUUGAAUUUUAUUUUGUGACCUAGAUUUUGCUAUCUUUGAGGGAAAAAUGGAAUCGAAGCAUAUGUUGAUGUCGGCAUUGGGAAUGGGGAUAGGAGUUGGUGUGGGGAUUGGAUUGGCGUCGGGAUCACAGGCUGUCGGUAAAUUGACAGGUGGCGCCACGUCAUCCACCGGCGUUACUCCGCACGUACUUGAGCAGGAGAUGCUCAGUUUGCUUACUAAUGGAAGGGAUAGCACUGUCACCUUCGAUCAAUUUCCCUACUACCUAAGUGAACAAACGAGGGUCUUAUUAACUAGUGCAGCUUUUGUUCAUUUGAAAAAAGCUGAUUUUAGUAAGCAUAUGCGGAACCUCUCUCCAGCAAGUCGAACGAUUUUGCUUUCUGGUCCUGCUGAGCUGUAUCAACAAAUGCUUGCUAAGGCUCUAGCUCAUUAUUUCGAAGCGAAGUUGUUGUUAUUAGAUGUGACUGAUUUCUCUCUCAAGAUCAUGAACAAGUACGGAAGUCCUAAUAAAGAAAUUUCUCUUAAAAGGUCUAUAUCUGAAACAACAUUGGGCCGAAUGUCUGAGUUAUUUGGAUCAUUUUCCUUACUUCAACCAACGGAGGGGAAAAGAGGUUCACUACGCAGAAGGAACAGUGUAGUUGAUCUUAGAUCAAAUGUCCAAGAAAACCCUAAUCCAGGAACCCUGCGCAGAAAUGCAUCUGCCUCGGCAGAUAUCAAUAAUCUUGGUGCCACUACACAAGCAAUAUCAGGUUCGAAUCAAUCAAUAUUGCUUAAUCACGAUCUCCACUUUUCAGCUUCACAGCGGACCAGCACCUGGUGUUUCGAUGAGAAACUUUUCAUACAGACACUUUACAAGGUUCUUGUCAACGUAUCAAAAACCUGUCCUAUUGUCCUUUACCUAAGGGAUAUAGAGAAACUCCUCUGCAGAUCACAAAGAGGCUACGUCUUGUUCCAGAAAAUGUUGAAAAGGUUGUCUGGAUCGAUAUUAAUCCUUGGUUCGAGAAUUGUCCAACCAGAAAACGAUGGCAGAGAAUUGCACGAAAAGAUUUCUUCUGUAUUUCCUUAUAACAUUGAAAUAAGCCCACCAGAUGAUGAAAGCCACCUUGUAAGCUGGAAGAAUCAGUUGGAGGAAGAUAUGAAGAUGAUCCAAUAUAAGGACAAUAAAAAUCACAUAAACGAGGUACUUGCUGCUAAUGAUCUCGAUUGUGAAGAUCUGGGUUCGAUUUGUUUGACAGACACGAUAGUUCUUAGCAACUAUAUAGAAGAAAUUGUGGUCUCAGCUAUUUCGUACCAUCUGAUGAAUACCAAGGAACCUGAUUACAGAAAUGGGAAACUUGUUAUUUCAUCAACAAGUUUGUCGCAUGGGUUGAGUAUUUUUCAGGAAGGUAAAUCGAAGGUAAAGAACACCGUAAAGCUUGAAGCGCAAGCUGAAAUGCCUAAGGGUCCCACAAUCACUGAAACAAAAGCAGAAACCGCCGGAACAGGAAGUAACGGAACGGGAACCAAGAAUGAUGAUCCAGUGGCUCCUAAAACUCCAGAAAACCCACCAGACAAUGAGUUCGAAAAGCGCAUACGCCCAGAAGUAAUCCCGGCAAACGAAAUCGGUGUGACGUUUGCAGAUAUAGGUGCCUUAGACGAGCUCAAAGAAUCCCUUCAAGAGUUGGUAAUGUUACCUCUUCGAAGACCAGACCUUUUCGAAGGCGGUCUUUUGAAGCCAUGCAGAGGUAUACUCCUCUUCGGCCCUCCGGGUACAGGGAAGACUAUGAUGGCUAAAGCAAUAGCUAAUGAAGCUGGAGCAAGCUUUAUCAAUGUCUCGAUGUCGACUAUUACUUCAAAGUGGUUCGGUGAAGACGAAAAGAAUGUUCGAGCAUUAUUCACUCUUGCAGCAAAAGUGUCGCCCACUAUAAUCUUUGUGGAUGAAGUUGACAGCAUGCUCGGGCAGAGGAAUAAGGCAGGCGAGCACGAGGCUAUGAGGAAGAUAAAGAACGAGUUCAUGACUCAUUGGGAUGGAUUAUUGACAAAACCUGGUGAACGAAUAUUAGUUCUUGCUGCUACUAAUAGGCCUUUUGAUCUUGAUGAAGCAAUAAUCAGACGUUUUGAGAGAAGGGUCAUGGUCGGUUUGCCAUCGGUGGAUAACAGAGAGAAAAUCAUGAGGACAUUAUUGUCCAAAGAGAAAGUUGAUGAAGGGUUGGACUUUAUGGAACUUGCCACCAUGACGGAAGGCUACAGCGGGAGUGAUUUAAAGAACUUGUGCGUAACUGCUGCUUACCGACCGGUUCGAGAGUUAAUACAGCAAGAGAUGCUGAAAGAUAAAGAAAAGAAUCAUAGAUCCGGGGAAGGGCAGGAGGGCGUAAACAAGUCAGAUAUAGAAGAUAAGAAGGAAAGGGUAAUCACUAUCAGGCCAUUGAAUAUGGGAGAUUUUAAGGAAGCAAAAAAUCAGGUCGCUGCAAGCUUUGCGUCAGAAGGUUCGAUAAUGACAGAGUUGAAGCAGUGGAAUGACCAGUACGGGGAAGGUGGUUCAAGAAAGAAGGAACAACAAUUAUCUUACUUCUUGUAAGAAGAUUCAACGUAGAUCGGUUAAUGCAAGCCAUAUCCCGUUGAACCGGAGACAGGAUUCCAUUGUUGUUGGAUAAGUGUGUGUAAUAUAUUCUUUCGUCUUUGUACGCAGUUAUGUAUUUAUUAGCAUUUCGUCCCUAUCCUGCAAAUGCUAGGAUGGAGGUUAAAAGAUAGGAUAUGUUAGGAGGUAGAUUUUGUUGUAUUUUUCAAUUUUUCCUUUUUUAUCAACUCUUGAAACCUCAAAUAUUUUUCGAGGGAUAGUUCAAUAAACAUGUGGUUUUCGUUCAAGGUGCUGUUUGCAGAAGCUUGUAGAAACAUAUUUUGCGCAAUUUUGUUUCUCAGAAAUUGUUUUUAAGUAAUUCACAAAAUUAGUUUUUACUUGCUUUAAGCUAUUUUAUUAAAAGCAUCCCGAUACAACUAUACUUGUUUUUCCUAUUUUGGUUGAUUUUCUAUGAACGAACACCUCCAACUUUUAAAAGUAAGCACUUAAUACCAACUUAACUUCAUCCUUAACCGCACACAGAAUUAGUGUAGAUUUAUUUCUUUAUGCAUCUACUUAUCAAGAGCAUAAACAGCGCAUUCAUAUCUAAUCAAUACUUCGGUUGUUUUAAAGUAAAAAAUACGUAGAAAUUUAACCCAAAUAGAGAUACAAAGAAAAAUAUUACAGUCACUGCAGAUAUAACGAUGUAUUCUGUUCAAUGAAGUAAAACACAACGUGCAUACCUAAA